UGCUUUACACAGCUAAUAGACAUAACUAAAACCACCAAAGCAACAUGGCUGUUAGGCAAGCGAUUUAUCGUUUUCCUGGUAAUCUGACAGCCAGUAGUGCCAAAAGGGGUUGUCUUUUUACGAGAAAUUUUUCAAAGGGUACAAGGCUACAAGUGAGUUUUGUUUAUGAUGCAAUUAUAAAGACAGGCAACAUAUUUGGUGGUGGCACUGACGCUAACAUAUUUUUACGCAUGAUUGGUGAACAAGGCUCAACUGAUGAGAUAAUGUUAGUUAGAAAGAAAGGAGAUCUAGAACGAGGAAUGGUAAAUAUUUAUAACUUUCCAGCUGAUGAUGUUGGUAAAUUAAAGAAGUUAAUCAUACGUCAUGAUAACACAGGUUUUGGUCCUGCUUGGUAUUUAGAAGAGAUCAGAAUACGAGAUGCAAAAGGUCAGUUAUAUACUUUUAAAUGUGACUCCUGGAUUGCAAAAACCGAUGGUGAGGAACCAAUCAAAUUACUUAAAGAAAUAAGUUAUCAAAGUAGCACAACAAGCAGAGAAGUUGAUCGUUUAGCUGACCUCAUGGCAAAUGAGGAGGAUGCAGAUGAAGAGGAACGUCUUGAAGGUGCCAUGAUUGAUGUUGCCAUGGAAACUGAAGAAGACGAGUUCGACGAAAAUGUACCUUAUGAAACAGUUAACAACGUGGAUGAAGAGUCAGCAUUCGUGGAACACCCUCCAUCGCUGAGACACGCAUCUUCGUUAUCUCCAGCAGUGAAACAUCUCAUAGAAACUUACGGCAUUGACUUCUUUAAAAUCUCCGGAACUGGACCUCAUGCUCGUGUGUUAAAAGGUGAUGUUUUAGACUUUAUGAAAGAAGAAAAUAUUACCACAAAAAGGAAAUUCAUUUCACGUCACGAACCUGUGUUGUCAACAAAUGCAGACGUCUUCAAAUCAGUCCGAACCGACAGGGUUGAUAAAGCACUGAAGCCCGCCCCUUCGAAUUUAUACCACAAUCAGACGAUUCUCACCACAGAGACAAUUCAGAAAAACACAGAAAAAAUACCUCAAAUAUACUUAUCAGUAAAUUGCUUUAUAGACAAUUUUUUAAACACCGCUGCAUAUUUAGACGCUGAAACUAUAGCCAUCAAAAGACAAGUCCUACUAGCUCGUAUGUUAUGUAAGUGUUUGGGUGAAAUUAGAGAGUUUGAAAACAUGAGCGAACAUGUGAAUAUUGAAGUAACAUCCAAUGAAAAAAGAGUAGUUUUUAGUGCGUGUGAACACGACAGUUUAGAAAAUAUGGUUGAAAAAUACAAGAAUUCGAAAGAAUAUGAAGACGCAACUUGCGCACCGCGUUAUGUAAUCAAUAUAUCCGAAGAUGGAGUAUCCAGACUCUCCUCCGUAUUAACUAAAGGACAAAUUUUAAAUAUUAACUUUAGUGGAGUAAAGUUGUGUGUCAACGCAGACGGAGACGUCAAAAAGACGGCGACACUCUCUUUAUCGUGCGACUGCCGAAUAAUAUCAGACGAUGUUGCUGCAUCGUUGUUAGGGAAACUAAAAACUUGUAUAUCAAACCCGUCGUUACUUAAUUUGUAAAUUUUUAUAUAUUUUCGUAAAUUUUUGUUGAAUAUUUAUGUUUUUUAUACAGAAUUGAGAAAAGUUAAAAUUA
Molecule: messenger RNA, 1641 nt
Organism: Hydractinia symbiolongicarpus
Lineage: Eukaryota; Metazoa; Cnidaria; Hydrozoa; Anthoathecata; Hydractiniidae
Product: dihydrolipoyllysine-residue acetyltransferase component of pyruvate dehydrogenase complex-like
Exons: 8
Coding region: 45-1568 (507 amino acids)
Molecular function (GO): protein binding; acyltransferase activity
Source: RefSeq, a predicted model, not a curated record